Baudoinia panamericana UAMH 10762 is the source of this 1831-nucleotide messenger RNA. RefSeq lists its product as uncharacterized. Gene Ontology annotation, molecular function: phosphatidylinositol binding; actin filament binding. Gene Ontology annotation, biological process: actin cortical patch localization; actin filament bundle assembly. NCBI's taxonomy places the organism in Eukaryota, Fungi, Ascomycota, Dothideomycetes, Mycosphaerellales, Teratosphaeriaceae. Gene Ontology annotation, cellular component: actin cortical patch. The record is from RefSeq and is a predicted model, not a curated record. The transcript has a single exon. The coding region runs from base 391 to 1470 and encodes 359 amino acids.
CCCAGUGGCUGUGCAUAGCUGUAAGGCUGCAGCGGAUGUGUUCUACAUGUACACAUAUUCUAGCUGUUCGUCCCACAACUCGCUGCCCUCGCUUCGUCGGCACUCAGGAAGGCAGUCGUCGCAGCCAUGCCACCGUUCAUUAAUAACCCGUUGCCUUCCUCCAUGCGGAGUAUGUAACCCCAACAUCACCGCUGCCCGCUUCGUACUCCCCCACCCAAUGGUCGCAAGAGGCUCUAAGCUGUAUGUGUGGUACGCUGACCAUACGCGACCACAGGUGAGUGCAAAAAAUGCGGCCGCAUCCUCGCAUCCUUCGUCGACCCACGACAAGCCUUCGGUCCGGACAAGAUUAUCCCACCGACGAUCCUACAAAAUGCGAAAGGUCUUGCCAUCAUGACGGUCUUCAAAGCCGGGUUUCUAGGCUCAGGUCGUUUCGGUUCAGGAGUCGUAGUGGCAAGACUAUCCGACGGCACAUGGUCUGCGCCCUCAGCCAUCGGCACCGUUGGAGGCGGCUUCGGCGGGCAGAUCGGCUUCGAACUUACCGACUUCGUCUUCAUUCUCAACGACGCCAACGCGGUCAAAACCUUCGCACAAGUCGGCUCCCUCACCCUUGGCGGCAACGUCUCGAUCGCAGCAGGACCGGUCGGACGGUCCGCGGAAGCAGCCGGCGCAGCCUCUCUCAAAUCCGUAUCCGGUAUCUUCGCAUACAGCAAAACCAAAGGUCUCUUCGCAGGCGUGUCACUUGAAGGCUCCGCCCUCAUCGAGCGAAGAGACGCGAACGAGAAGAUGUACAACCAGAAAUACACCGCCCGGCAGCUAUUGGGCGGCAACGUGCCCGUCCCGCCGCAAGCGGAACCAUUGAUGCGCGUACUCAACAGCAGGAUUUUUGCCGGUGUGGGUGGCAGCUACAAGGACGACGCCAUGUACAACGACGUCCCCAUCUACGACGACGCGCAGGAAGACGUAGUGUGGCAAGGUAGGGCCGGCUCGGCGUUUGGCGAGGGUGUACGGCAAGACCGGACUGGUGGUGGUAUGGCGUCGCCCACGGGAGACGAGUACGAAUACCGCGAUCGACCUACUCGCGCCAGCACGUGGGCGGAUGACCCCUACGACCGCGCGUCCAACCGCUUCAGCCGCGCGAAUCCGAACGAGACGUUCGAUCGGCUAGAGAACUCAAGACAACGUUCUUCCACGUUUGGCGAUCAGUCGGACUACAACUUCUCGGAUCGGAGAGGGCCGGCGCCUGGACGGCCGUCAGCGCCCAAGCCCGCGUUUGUGUCAAGGCCUAGUGCAGGUCCUGGCCAGGCUGUGGCGAAAUUCACAUUCGAUGCGGAUCAGCCUGGUGAUCUGGGGUUCAAAAAGGGCGAGAUUAUUACGAUUAUCAAGCGGACGGAGAAUGAAGCGGAUUGGUGGACGGGGAGGAUAGGGAAUCGGGAAGGCAUUUUCCCGAGCAAUUAUGUGGAGACUGUGUGAGAGCUGGUAGGGUAGAGACCGGAAAGGACGUCGUGGUGAACGACGCUAUGGCGAAAGGACUUGCUUCCGGAUGACGCGGUACCCACGGCGUAAGCGUGCUUCGAGCCUCGCAUAAGGCUCUGGAAUGAUGACGAAGAUUGCAUGGCGUUUGAGAGGGAGUACCAGAAAUGUGCAUAUUGUAGCCUUGUCGAAACUGCAAAUCUUCCGCACAACCCCGGACGGGUAUUGAGAGUAAUGCAGCGAGUUACAACAAAAGGGGGAGUGACAAGCUUGUGUCGUACAUGGCUGGUGUUGUGUGCAAGCCCGGAUACCUUCUCCAUUACUCCCCCGCCGAUAUAAAGAUCGCGACCAACGUGAAGCG